This is a messenger RNA of Cuculus canorus (common cuckoo), 1552 nucleotides long. Its product is annotated as D-threo-3-hydroxyaspartate dehydratase. Bases 186 to 1340 code for a protein of 384 amino acids. The record is from RefSeq and is a predicted model, not a curated record. Gene Ontology annotation, molecular function: D-serine ammonia-lyase activity. NCBI's taxonomy places the organism in Eukaryota, Metazoa, Chordata, Aves, Cuculiformes, Cuculidae. The transcript is spliced from 8 exons. Gene Ontology annotation, biological process: D-serine catabolic process.
CACGGCGUCCGUGUCCUCCGCUGUCCCGGCCAUCCCCAAGGAGGCCCCACGGCCGCUUGUGACCUCUGUCCCCAGCCAAAGGCUGGCAGCCACGCUGGUGGCAUCACGUGGAGCUGCCACCAGAGCCACCAGAGCCACCAGAAGCCACCGGAGCUGCCGGAGCCAUCGCCGCGCCGGACGGACACAUGGACAGCCAGACGGACAGCAGCACCAGUUUGUGGCUGGGAGCCCCCCUGGAGCAGCUGCCCACCCCAGCGCUGACCCUGGACCAGGUGAAGAUGCGACGCAACGCCGAGCGCAUGCAGGAGCGAUGCCGGAGCCUCGGCGUCCGCUUGCGUCCCCACGUCAAAACCCACAAGACCUUAGAAGGUGCUGAGCUGGCGACGGGUGGCACCCGCCGUGGAAUCGUGGUGUCCACCUUGGCUGAAGCUCGGUUCUUCGCGGCGGGUGGCUUCGAUGACAUCCUCUACGCGUACCCGCUGCCGGCGUCACGCCUGGAGGAGUGCGCCACCUUGGCCCAGCGCCUCCAAGCCUUCCAGGUCCUCCUGGACAACCCCCAGACCUUGGACCUCCUGCGCCAGCGCCCGUUGUCCGGUGGCAAGCGGUGGCUCGUCUGGCUCAAGCUGGACUGCGGGAACGGCCGAGCCGGCGUGCGCCCCACGGACCCCAACACCUUCGCCUUAGCCCGGGCCAUCGCCGAGGAGACACCGGAGAAGGUGACACUGGUGGGAGUCUACGCUCAUUGUGGGAACACCUACAGCUGCCGUGAUGUCCCGACCAUCCAAGCCAUCGCCAGGGCCACCACUGCUGCCGUGCUGGACUUUGUCACCACGCUGCGGCAGGCGGGUGUCCCGUGUCCCCAGGCCACCAUCGGCUCCACACCGUCCUGCAGCCACCCCGUGCCGGAGAUGGCCCAACUCACCGAGCUCCACCCGGGCAACUACAUCUUCUACGAUCUUCAGCAGACCCAAGUGGGUUCCUGUCAACCCGAGGAGGUGGCCAUCCGUGUCCUCACCAGGGUCAUCGGGCACUACCCUCACCGCAACCAACUCCUGGUGGACUGCGGGUGGGCCGCCCUCAGCCUCCACGGCCAGAACCAAGGUCCCAUGGGUUGUGCCACCAUCGAAGGGUACCCACAGCUCAGGUUGGUGGGGCUGACGCAGGAGCACGGGCAGCUGGAAGCCGUUGAUGGUCAGAUAGACUUUGGGCGCUUUCCGUUGGGCACCAUCCUGGCUCUCAUCCCUUACCAUGCCUGCGCCACGGCCGCCAUGCACCCCGUCUACUACGUCCACGCCGAGGGGAAGGUGGUGGAGCUCUGGCACCCCGUCCGUGGCUGGUAGAGAGGAGAACAUGGAGCUCCUGGAGCUCUGCACCCACCUUGGGGUGCUGCACCCAUGCCAAGGCCAAGACCAAGACCCUGCACCCAUGCCAAGACCCCACGUCAACGUCAAGACUGUGCUUCCAUGACGAGGUUCUACAUCCGCACCGAGGUUCUGCACCCUAACAAGGCCAGAGGUCCUACUCCCAUCAUGAGGUUCUGUGUCCAUCAUGA